AUGUCGUCGGACAACAAAUCAGCCCCAAUCUCCGCCGCAACGCGCCUACGUCGCCGCCUUGAGGAAACAGACGACUUGAUUCUCCUCCCGGGAGUCUAUGAUGGCUUCAGCGCACGGAUAGCGCUGGAGGUCGGCUUCGAUGGCUUGUACAUGACGGGUGCGGGUACGUCCGCCUCAAGGCUUGGUCUUCCCGAUCUCGGCUACGCGACCCUCAACGACAUGCGCUCGCAUGCCGAGAUGCUGGUCAACCUGGACACUUCGGUGCCCCUCGUCGCUGAUGCGGAUGCGGGCUACGGAGGCCCGAACCAGGUCGCUCGCACAGUCACGCAGUACGCGCAGUCCGGCGUUGCAGGGCUCCACAUCGAGGAUCAAGUGCAAACCAAACGAUGCGGUCAUCUUACGGGUAAGGAAGUUGUCGACGUCGACGUGUUUGCUUCGCGUAUCAAAGCUGCGAAGCUGGCACGCGAGAGAAUUGGCUCCGACAUUGUCGUAAUCGCGCGGACGGACGCGUUACAGACACAUGGAUUCGACGAGGCGAUGGCGAGACUGAAGGCUGCGGUCGCUGCUGGUGCCGAUGUUGCGUUCCUUGAGGGCGUGAGGAGCGAAGAGCAGGCGAGGGAAGCGUGUAAGGCGCUGUCGCCGACGCCCGUAUUGUUGAACAUGGUUGAGCACGCUUCCACGCCUUCGUGGACUGCAGCACAGGCCAAGGAUAUUGGGUACAGAAUGAUGAUUGUGCCGUUCGCGGCAAUCGCCCCGGCGUAUGAGGCCAUUCGAGACUCUUUGGUCAGGUUGAAGGAGACGGGCGAGGUUGGGACGAAGCCUGACUUUACACCCCGGAAACUGUUUUCCAUUGUUGGGUUAACGGAGGCGAUGGAUUUUGAUGCUGCCGCUGGAGGUAAAGCGUACAGCCAAGUUAAGGACGCGACCGACUAG
Colletotrichum truncatum is the source of this 933-nucleotide messenger RNA. Its product is annotated as carboxyphosphonoenolpyruvate. Gene Ontology annotation, molecular function: catalytic activity. The record is from RefSeq and is a predicted model, not a curated record. NCBI's taxonomy places the organism in Eukaryota, Fungi, Ascomycota, Sordariomycetes, Glomerellales, Glomerellaceae.